This is a messenger RNA of Histoplasma capsulatum G186AR, 1376 nucleotides long. RefSeq lists its product as uncharacterized. Lineage: Eukaryota; Fungi; Ascomycota; Eurotiomycetes; Onygenales; Ajellomycetaceae. Gene Ontology annotation, biological process: vacuolar proton-transporting V-type ATPase complex assembly. Bases 328 to 858 code for a protein of 176 amino acids. The transcript has 2 exons. The record is from RefSeq and is a predicted model, not a curated record. Gene Ontology annotation, cellular component: endoplasmic reticulum membrane.
AACACGGGUGAAGGCACGCAAUGCCUCUUUGGAAUGCUGUUUUGAUGGCUUAGAAUAAAUCUUUGCAAGAUCAAAAUCAUCACAACGCGCUGUUUCAACUGUUCUGGAAAUCCGUAUCCUUGAUUAAUUUCGCACUACAUACACUAAAUAUACGUGUUCUGAUAUUCCGUCUUCUUAUAACCUGGCUAUCUGGCAUUUUUUUCCUUCCAUAUUCAUUUCGGGAUCGUACUUCAUUUUUAUCGUUUUAUCGUCCAAGUCGCCACUUCCCCGAACGGUACGGAAAACCCUCCUCAUAUCAGUAUAAUAGCCGCAGAAUAUCCGUACAGAAUGGUCUCUUUUAUCGAGGAUCUCUGGUCGAGUGUAUUCACACCGGGGCCAACACCUUCGCUAGUCAUCGCAACAAAUGUAACCUUCGCUUUUCUCCAACUCCUCCUAUUUGUCCUUCUCCUUACGACUUACAGCAUUCACUUUGCUGUCCUCUCAUCCCUAUGUGGCGGUCUAUGGUGGGCGAUAAACUGGUUUGUGAAAGAAUUUGAAAUUUCCCGCGAACGAUCGGAGACCGCCGACCCGUCCCGAUCCCAAGCAACCCAGCAAAGCCCAAUAGGUCGGCCACCCGGGGCGAUCGACACAGAGAGUGAGACUGAAACCGAAAGCCUUGCGGGAGGAGAGCCUCAGUUACCCGCAGGUACGAUUUCAUCUGGUUUAAUGGGACCUCCCCCUCCGCGGAGCACUGGUGCUUCCCGUGGCCCUCCACCAACCGAGACUGAAGAUUUAAAGAAGCGACGAAGUGGCCCCGAUAAUUCUGGCUACGUGAGCACGGACAGUGAAUGGGAGAAGGUUGAUGAAAAGGGGAGAUAAUACAGAAGAUAUGGGAUCCCAGAGGGGUCGAUUAAUCCAUUAAUCUGGAUUUCAGCCUAACCUGAGUCUCCACGACUGCGUCGAACCAUAUUCACGUAUAUAUAGCAUCAAAACGCGGGUGACUAAGCACCUCCGUACUGCCGCUUAUGACGCCUACUCCGAGAGUUUGUUUACUUUACUUUUGACGCAAUGUUGUGCUUGUUUUCUUUACUAGUUUCCCGAUGCCGUUUAUUAGCUUCUUCGUUUCUUAGCGGAUCUUGUUUAGAGUAUUGGUCCAGCCUUUUUUGAUUAGCUAUUGGCGUCGAUUCAACCUGCGCUUGGGAUACGUGUUUGGUAACUUAUCAACCGAACCCAGAUACCCAAGACCAUCAGAGAACAACAGAGAGCUGUUUGAUACCCGUUGAUCGUUAUUGUAAAUAUGUCUCUUGCUUCCCCUGCUCAUUUUCAUAUUUGAUGUGAUGGCGACCAAAAGUACAUUAUGCUAUCUACGUUAAUACUAGAACCUCCAUUGAGUUGAU